CUGAACUUCCUCACUCCAGCUAGAAAGGUCGCAGCAGCGGCAGAAAUCAAAGAUGGCGUUUCCAUCUCAUUGGACUUGCCCAUCAACCACUUCGCCGCAGUUUCCCGCGCCUUUGGAGGACGGAUGCCACCUUAUCAUGAACUUCAUCAGAUUGACUCGUCAGUCUAUGAGGAUUCCGUCAACCUCAACACUCAGGUCUCCAGUCAAUGGGAUGGCUUUCGUCACUUCGGACUCAGGGUCACACAUCAAUUCUACAACGGCUUCGGGAGCGCCCAUAUCGAAGAUUCGACGGUCCUGGGCACGAACGCCUGGAUCCAAACCGGAGCAAUCGUGGGCCGCGGUGUACUUGUCGACGUUCAUGCAUAUUUCCUGUCUCUGGGCUGGAGGGUCGACCCAAAUGGUGGCUCUCCCAUAACGUUGGAUCAUGUGCUCGACACGCUACGGGCCCAAGGGACAAUGAUAAUGCCUGGAGAUAUCCUGAUAUUUCGAACUGGUUGGCUGGAAUGGUAUAACGAAAGCUCCGAGCAGGAACGAUAUACAGAACUUUGCCAAAGACAUUCGCCUGGAGAGCAUCAGUUCAUUGGGCUGGCUCAGGCAGAAGACUUCAUUGCAUGGUUGUGGGAUAACCAGAUUGCGGCCGUGGCUGGGGAUCAGGUCGCAUUCGAGUGCACGCCUCCUCCAGAAUCAGGGAUUGGAAUGCUACAUGAGCAUUUGCUGGCCGCUUUGGGGUGCCCUAUCGGGGAGCUUUUUGACGUGGAAACUCUGGCCAAAGAGUGCGAGAAGCGGAAGAGGUACUCAUUCUUCUUCACUUCAGCGCCACUUCAUGUAUCUGGAGGUGUGGCGAGCCCUUGCAAUAGUAUAGCCAUCUUGUGA
This is a messenger RNA of Pseudocercospora fijiensis CIRAD86, 873 nucleotides long. RefSeq lists its product as uncharacterized. NCBI's taxonomy places the organism in Eukaryota, Fungi, Ascomycota, Dothideomycetes, Mycosphaerellales, Mycosphaerellaceae. The transcript is spliced from 4 exons. Gene Ontology annotation, molecular function: arylformamidase activity. The record is from RefSeq and is a predicted model, not a curated record. The annotation marks the transcript as partial.